Exophiala xenobiotica is the source of this 2904-nucleotide messenger RNA. RefSeq lists its product as uncharacterized. Gene Ontology annotation, molecular function: protein binding. The transcript has 2 exons. Bases 520 to 2148 code for a protein of 542 amino acids. The record is from RefSeq and is a predicted model, not a curated record. NCBI's taxonomy places the organism in Eukaryota, Fungi, Ascomycota, Eurotiomycetes, Chaetothyriales, Herpotrichiellaceae.
ACCCGCGUCUGCUGUCUCGCUCUCUCCCAAUCACACUCUGCGACCUUCCCUCCGAUCUCUGUACCUUUUGCGUCUCUUUCAACCCUCUUGCAGUUCGCCUUUUUGUUGUUACCGCCCAGUUCGAUCAGCAGGGUCUUCUUUACCCGGAGUUGUCUCUCUAUCUCUGACCACCAGUCGCUCGUUUGCCCACAUUCGCUUCUACACACUCAACGGUUUUAACUACUAUUACUCCCUUCCUAGAGCUCGAUCCCCAUCCUGGCAGUUUCACGCACUGACCCGGCUCCUCAAACCUCCCGAACCGUCAGAGCUUCUUGACCCUGAGUACCCUGCCACCGGAUUCACACAAAGUCUUGGGCUUGCCUGGCAGCGAGAUCGAUCGCGGACAAGAUACAAGGGCUGGGUGGAGGAUGACUUCAGCAUGAGCUUGAAAGAGUUGGAUACUUUUUGGAUACCUGAAUUGGCAAACCGCCGUUGAAUAUAUCAUCGCCCCACGAUCGAACGACUACGUCGCCUGCGGGCAUGUCGAGAUACUACUCGUUGGGCGCAUUGGCCCUGCUGGCACCUGCCGCGCUCGCGCAAAGCUGUAUAUCUUUGGCGGGUUCAAAGACCUGUUCUGCAUUCAAUGCUUCGUCGAUUUCCACAAAUUCUAAUUUGACCGGACUCUAUCCCUUUCUUGCCUAUGUUACGUCGACCGACGAGUUCGACACUCAAUUAAAUCAAUAUGUAUCUCAGCAAUAUGUACAAACGAAAUACGUCAACAUAUUCGGCUGUGACGGCAUCAAUCUGGCCAACACGACCGACUACUAUGCCCGCUACACCUUGAGCUUCAUUUGCAAUGGGAUAGUACAGAACUCCAAGCAGCCUUGUGGGUUGUCCAACGCAGACUCGAGGCCAUUAUGCGCCGACUCCUGCGCCGAGCUGGCUCUAAGCGAAGAAGAAAUCAUUUCCAGCAACUUGUGUUCAGGUCGAAACACAGACUACGCUGAAGAACUUCGGGCCGACUUCACCAAUUGCGCUCUGCCAGCCAACUCUAUCAGCGGAAGCUGUAUCGCAGGCGAAUCCAAUGAACCCGGCAACUGUGGUUUCGGAGACAACCUGAUGGGUCUUUGUAAUUUCUGCCGUGCAAGCACCGAGAAUGCUACCGACUCCUGCUGCUUCACGUCCAAUGCCGAGGGCCGUUGCCAGAAUGUCGCUCUCCCAGUCUUCUCCACCAUCUCCGGCCUGCUCUCAUCCACCGCAACUCCCAGUUCGUCGCCCACGAGCAGCUCUACUGCAGGUGCUGCAGGCUCUAGAGGCCAUGACAACGGUCUCAGCGGUGGUGCCAUUGCUGGUAUCGUUAUCGGAUCAAUUCUUGGAUUUCUACUACUCUGCGCUCUCAUUGUUCUCGCCGUCAUCUGCCUCCGCCGCAGACGCAAUCAGAGCACAGCUGGCAGUCUCCUCAACCAGCCGUCGCCUCAUAGAAGAGGCGGUCCAGGCUCUUCAUCACACAGUCCACCCAUGUCACAGCCUGGAUAUGAGGUACUGCCAGGCGGUCGGGUGGCCCGCAUGUCUGCUCUGCAAGAUGAUCAACCUGUGAUAGGACCGCGGCAUAACCACACUUCUCACACAGACAUGUAUGGAGAUAGUCCCGAAUCACGCGAAAAGACGUUGGGCGGAGUCGUGGCUGCCAAACAUGGAGACUCCCCUGGUAGUGAUUCGCAAAACGACAGUUCUCCCGGAGACUUCUCCUCACCCGAAGGGGUGGCUAGUGGACAAUCCGAACAACUACCAUUUUUCAAGGACUACUACUCAAAUGAUGAUAUCCACCCUGGUGAUAAGGUCUCCGUUCUUUGGGCUUAUCAACCUCGCGCGGGAGAUGAAUUCGAGCUCGAGAGAGGUGAUAUGCUUAAAGUCGUCGGCAUCUGGGAUGACGGCUGGGCGACUGGAGUACGAAUCAACGAUCGAGCCGAAGACUACGAUGGCAAGCAUAAGGUGCAACGAGACAGUGGUGUUUCCAACGGCUCGGCAGCCCGAGACGACUCACCUACACCGUCAGGAGACAUCAAAGCUUUCCCAUUGGUCUGUGUUUGCCUGCCCGAGGCAUGGAAGAAAACGGUAGAAGGCGACACUUCUACGGAAAGUGGUUCAGGUGGUCCACCUCCGAUAUGAGGCUGACUUGUCCGCGAUCAUGCUGUGUUUAUGACGACAUGCACUUAGCCUAGGCGUUUGGAAAUGAUGGUCGAUCAUCCAGCGAUGAGAAAACUACAGACUUCGAUAAUACCAGUAAUAUCACAAGCAGAAGUGUUCUACCACCCCAAAGGACCAAAAACCAGUUUUCCCUCGUUGGGCAUCGAGCAUCACCCUGUUGAUCAGUUUCGGCCAUGCUUUUGCUCACCAACGGAAUUGGAAGCGUCUCUGGCGGCCGUUGUGCUUUGAACUCAUUUGAUUCUAUGAUACCCCUUUGUGUACAGUUUGUUUGCAGCGUCCAUGCACUUCGAUGUCGAUUUUAUUGCGAGCAGGAUUUGUGUUUGGUGCAUUCUGUUCAGGGUGGAAUUGGAGGAGGUACGCAGAGAAGAGGAUACCACUUGCAAGUCAUGGUGCGGCCUGGACUCCACGCACUUUGAGACUCAGGCAGGAGACUCAAGAGGCGGGGAUAGAUGGUUGCAGGGUUAUGAACAUGAAAACAUGCAGAAGAGGCAAUACAGGUUAGAACUUGAUAGUCGGGCAGAGGAAUGCGACAUACUGUACAAACUCAGGCCGUGUCGUCCCUGUAUUGCUAUUUCCUGCUUCGAUGCCACUGUAGAUGCGGCUUUACAGAUGCGGGUAACAGUAAAGGGAGGAAUUUUGUGCCCGGUGCCUGGAUGGACAGCGAUUCUACGAGGUACAGUAGUCCGGUUGUGUAUAGGGGUGUGGAAGAGAAUGUCC